ACUUUUCGGUGGUAUUUGCUCAUUUUGCGGAAAGGCAGCUCCAUUCAUAGGGCUAACGUUGGUAGGCAGGCGGGGGGGGAAAAGGCGCAGGAGCGACCAAAACACCACCGACGUAUAAAUGAUGGUCUCUCACUGAAAAACCACCGGGUUGAACUGUCAUUGUCAACCGUUUUUUUUCGACACGGGACCAAAAAACAAACCGCAACGCAAAAAACCCCGAAACCCAUCCUCAAGGGAAUGGAUUUUUAAAUGCCUGUAAUUUGACUUGCGCUCCGCGGAAAUACGCCGACUUCCUACUAGUCGCCUUUUUCGCUCCUCCUCAUCAUCAUCAUCGCUUUUUUUUUUUUUUACCGCAGACCGGCCACCUCCACUCGGCUCAUUAAACGCAGGGCAGUCCGCGGACCCGGCUUGAGGCUCUCUUUUGGCGCAUCUUGGACACGUUUGAACUGCCCCAAAAAAACGUCGUUUGUGUUAAAGAUCACACGGAAACGUGCGCGCGUGUGUUUGGUUUCGGUGUAUGUGUUUUUUCUUGCUGCCUGUAUAAUAAUGCCGACACAUUUGCGGUUCCGGAGAAGGUCAUUCCUUGGGCUUUUAUUCCUUUUUUCGCUGUCCACCUCCGCGUUGUAUUUCAUCUACUCCGCCCCAGGAAUCGUGAAUGAGUAUGUGUUCAUGGUCCAGGCCAGAGGGAUCCAGAUCAGAGAGAACGUGAAGAACAUUGGGGCUCAGGUUAUUGAGCAGGUGGUGAGAGGAGCCUACAACAUCAACGGCACAGAUUAUGCCUACGAGUUCAAUGUGAGCGAGAGUGAUGCUCCUCCCGCCACAUACCUGCCCGAGGGCUUCACCUACCUCCCCUCUCAGGUGUGCCCUGAACGGCUGCUCUCCAUGAAGGGCAGGUUAAAGGUAAACAUGAGUGAGGUGUCUUUGGAGGAGGUGGAGAGAUCCUUGCUGGAGGAAGACCCUCACAGGACCCCAGGAGGCUACUGGAAACCCAAAGACUGUUUACCUCGCUGGAAGGUGAGUGUGGAUGUGACAAAAGAGGACCAUUUACUUAAAACCACUGUCCAAUAAAUAGACCCUUUUUACAGCUAACGUCAUGAUUAUGUCACCUUGGUAGCUGGAGGCCAAACAAGAAUAGGCUAAACUUCAAGAGGGAUGAGUGUUGGGCUCAUUUUUGUAACCAGUGCAGC
Molecule: messenger RNA, 1187 nt
Organism: Anarrhichthys ocellatus (wolf-eel)
Lineage: Eukaryota; Metazoa; Chordata; Actinopteri; Perciformes; Anarhichadidae
Product: beta-1,4-galactosyltransferase 5-like
Exons: 4
Coding region: 547-1068 (173 amino acids)
Source: RefSeq, a predicted model, not a curated record